Messenger RNA from Penicillium brasilianum, 1686 nucleotides. Lineage: Eukaryota; Fungi; Ascomycota; Eurotiomycetes; Eurotiales; Aspergillaceae. The record is from the annotation of a GenBank genome assembly.
AUGUCUAUCGAUACAGAUGUUCUGAUUAUUGGAGCAGGCCCAUCUGGCCUAGGCAUGGCCGUCCAGCUCGUACGCAACUUCGGGACAAGAAAUUUUGAAAUCAUUGAGAAGACAUGCGAUGUUGGUGGAACAUGGUUUGUUAACUCGUAUCCAGGAUGCGGGUGUGAUGUUCCAUCGCACUUUUAUUCUUUCUCGUUUGCUCCGAAUCCUUAUUGGUCACGUAAAUUUGCUUUACAGCCAGAGAUUCAUCAAUACUUGGAGUCCGUUGUCAGCCAGUACGAUAUUCGUCCCCAUGUGAGAUUUCACUCUGCCGUUGUAUUGGCCGAGUACGAUCCCGAGACGGCGACCUGGAAAGUUGUUAUUGAAGAUCAGAGAACGAAACGCAAAUUCCAAAAGCGUUGCAGGAUUCUUAUAUCAGCCGUCGGCGCCCUUUCGGUCCCAAAAAAAUGCGAUAUUCCAGGGACCGAAAAUUUUAAGGGUCGCUUGUUCCACUCAGCUCAAUGGGAUCACGAGUUCGAUUAUAAAAACAAGGAAGUGAUCUGUGUUGGUAAUGGGUGUAGCGCCACACAGUUUGUGCCAGUUAUGAGUACUGGUCCAAACAAAGUCAAGAGAAUCACUCAAUUUUCCCGUCAAGCUCACUGGCUAUCUGAGAGACCGAACCCUGAAUACUCUUCCACUUUCCAAUUCUUGAUGCGCUGGGUGCCCGGAGCCCGACGCCUCUACAGAGCGUAUCUCUUUCUCAUGCAAGAGAAAGAUUUUGCUGGCUUCCACAUGCAAAAUGGCCAGAGCCUACGAAAUGACUGGAUAGCCGCUGCUACAGAGUAUAUUCGGAAAAACUGUCCAGCCAAAUAUCGGGACUUUAUAGUCCCAGACGCCGUCAUUGGCUGUAAGCGAAGGGUGAUGGACACGGACUAUCUUACCUGCCUGCACCGAAACAACGUUGAGCUAAUCUAUGAUGAUCCAAUCGACCAUAUCACAGAUAGUGGAAUCCUGACCAAGUCUGGUAGAGCCAUAAAUUGUGAUGCGAUCGUCCUCGCUAACGGUUUUGAGACCCAGAAGCCAUUGUUCCCAAUGGAGAUCCGUGGGCAAAACGGGCAAGAUAUUGCUGAUCACUGGCUUGAGUUUGCGGAUGGCUCCCCGGAAGCUUACUUUGGAACAUGUCUGUCGGGGUUUCCAAACUUUUUCAUCCUGAUGGGACCAAAUACACUUUCUGGACAUUUGUCUGUGCUCUAUACCACUGAAUGCCAGAUAAAUUUCAUCGUUCGGGUCAUCCGUCCGAAAUUGAAUGGGCUCAAUCCCUCAUUGCUGCCUUCGUUGCUGAGAAUCGAAUACCCUGAAUCCGUUGCUGUUACUCCGAUGGCAGAGCGUAAGGACGUUUCUAUGACCGAUCAUAAAGCGAAGCAGUUGGUCUGGGCCACUGGCUGCACUUCAUGGUUCAUUGAUCCCAGCACCGGGAGAAACACCAUCAUGUUCCCGGAUUGGCAAUUCAAGUUCCACCUUCGCAGUAUCUUCAUCCCGUGGGCAGAUUUUGUUUACAAAAGGUCUCCCAAGAGAUCUCCUCAAGAAGUUGCAGUUGUUCCGCAGUAUUCCCUGUCGGUUGCUGCGGGAGGCAUCGUGCUCGUUGGAGCCCUGCUUGGGCUAUCCUCUUUGGGGAGCUUUAACUCGUCGACACUAGCCCCCUUGUAA